Pelodiscus sinensis (Chinese soft-shelled turtle) is the source of this 2755-nucleotide messenger RNA. The record is from RefSeq and is a predicted model, not a curated record. NCBI's taxonomy places the organism in Eukaryota, Metazoa, Chordata, Testudines, Trionychidae.
CCCUUUAUUAUUUUACAGGAAAUAAUGAAAAAAGUCUGCCAAGGCUCUUGAUCAGAGACCUGGAAUUUGAGAAGUCGUCACUAACUAAGCCCAUGUUUUCUCCUGAUCAAGAAAACCAUCCAUCUAAAACACCAGUAAAGUAUGGUGAACUGAUUGUAUUAGGGUAUAAUGGCUCUCUGCCGAAUGGAGAUAGAGGAAGAAGGAAAAGCAGAUUUGCUUUAUUUAAAAGACCCAAGGCAAAUGGGGUGAAACCCAGCACUGUGCAUAUUGCCUGCACUCCUCAAGCAGCAAAGGCAAUAAGCAACAAGGAUCAACAUAGCAUAUCGUAUACCUUGUCUCGGGCCCAGACGGUGGUGGUUGAAUAUACACAUGAUAGCAACACUGAUAUGUUUCAGAUUGGUCGGUCAACAGAGAGCCCUAUAGAUUUUGUAGUGACGGAUACGGUUCCUGGAAGUCAGAGUAAUUCAGAUACACAGUCUGUACAGAGCACUAUAUCGAGAUUUGCUUGCAGAAUCAUAUGUGAACGGAACCCUCCUUUUACAGCAAGAAUAUAUGCUGCAGGAUUUGAUUCCUCGAAAAACAUUUUUCUUGGGGAAAAAGCUGCCAAGUGGAAGACAUCAGAUGGACAGAUGGAUGGAUUAACCACAAAUGGAGUUCUUGUCAUGCAUCCACGCAAUGGUUUUACUGAAGACUCCAAACCAGGAGUGUGGAGGGAGAUAUCUGUGUGUGGGAAUGUAUUCAGCCUCCGUGAAACCAGAUCAGCUCAGCAGAGGGGGAAAAUGGUUGAGAAUGAAACUAACCAACUCCAAGAUGGAUCAUUAAUUGAUUUGUGUGGAGCAACGUUGCUGUGGCGUACUGCGGAAGGACUUUCACGCACUCCUACAGUGAAGCACUUGGAAGCUCUAAGACAGGAAAUAAAUGCUGCCAGGCCUCAGUGCCCUGUAGGGUUUAACACAUUAGCAUUUCCUAGCAUGAAGAGGAAAGAUGUUGUAGAUGAAAAGCAACCAUGGGUGUAUCUGAACUGUGGCCAUGUACAUGGCUAUCACAACUGGGGAAACAAAGAGGAAAGAGACGGAAAGGAUCGAGAAUGUCCCAUGUGCCGCUCUGUUGGGCCCUAUGUGCCUCUCUGGCUUGGAUGUGAAGCUGGAUUUUAUGUAGAUGCAGGACCUCCAACUCAUGCAUUCAGCCCAUGUGGACAUGUGUGCUCAGAAAAAACAACUGCAUAUUGGUCCCAAAUUCCUCUUCCUCAUGGUACUCACACUUUUCAUGCAGCUUGUCCAUUCUGUGCACAUCAGCUGGCUGGUGAACAGGGUUACAUCAGACUUAUUUUCCAAGGACCUCUUGACUAAUACACAUGUCAUAAAGAACUUCAUUAAACUUGUAAGCUAAGCAAUUCUUAUUUUAAACAAACUGUCUAUUUGAUAUUCUCUGGGCUUUGGACAGUUUGCAUUAAAAUGAAGAUUUUUGUUGUUGUUGUUUGUUACAGUACCUAAAUUCCUUUCUAGAUGCAUAAAAGCCUGGAAACAAGAUUAUGGGGAGGAAAGGGAAAGUUCCUGACUGUAGUGUUUGCUUUGGAGCAGGGAAGGGAAUUGUGCAUAGUGAAAUUCAAUGCCUUCAGUUUAAUGUUUUUGAAUGACAUGCCCUUAGUGUUUAAAAGUUGGGGAUUUUUUUGUAUAACUGAGGGUAGAUAUGGUCAGUUCAAAGGACAUUAGUUUACAGCUUGGAUGCAAACAUUGUAAAAUAUAACAACAUGUAUAUUAACUUUUUCUAUUUAUCUUUAUUAUUGAAAUUAUCUUAUUGCGUUUUGAUAGAGAAGAAGCAUGGUGUAGUAGUGUGUUAAAUCCAUUGACUGGAUGCAUAGAAUAGUUUUUGAUGGGGAAGGUUAGAAAGAAAACUGUAGAAAUACCUUUUUAAAAUCUAGAAUACUAUUGAGUUCUUAGAGUAGCUAAAUACUUUUUAAACAAAAUUACUGCAAACUACAUUAUUGUAAAAAUAUGCUUUAACCUCACAAAUGGUAAUUAUGAUGGACUUCUUAAAAUGAUCAUUGGAUAGGACUAUAAUAGAACUGUUCACAGGAAAACAUUUAUCCAAUUCUUUGAAUAUGCAAUUUAAGGAUUUUUCACCCUCUGUUAGUUAAUCUUUUAUUUACCAUGAGCAACAUUUGAGGUUUGUUUAAACAAUGAAAAAUGGAUAAUCAAGACUCACCUGUUCUUCACUGUUAACAAAAAAAGCUGUGAAUUAGCCAGAAAUCUGAUGGUUCAAUUAUUCAUUCUGCUUUAAUCUAAGCCUUUGAAAAUGUAUAUGUUGGAGGAGUAGGUGACACAAUGGCUUCAUUCACUUGCCUUUCAGCUUCACAGAGCUGGGUACAAAUAUGCAUUUAGUGGCAAGUGAAGACAUUGCAGUCUUGGAGCCAAUAGAUGUUUGCCCACAUAACAGAACAAUCAUGUAACUUGGCACAGUUGGCAGUCCAUGUGCAGGAAAAGAUCUGCUUAAGGAUUUAAUUGUAUUUGUAGGGUUUGAGAUGGAGGAAACUUGCAUAAUGACUAUUCACACCAUGGCUGGUUUUAAGUCAGUUUUUAGUCUCACUUUCAAUAUACCUCUGCUUUCUUUGCCCCUCCCCCUCCUAAUCCCUUACCAGAAAAGACCAAUGUGUUACAUGGAACUUGAUGCUAAUCCACCAUGUUUUGUGGCAGAGGUUCAAAUGAUCCUUUUAGGAUAGAGGUAAGCUUUUUUUAACUAGCUUUUUAAAUUGGUU